AUGUUGGUCAAAACUUUGGUUUUAUUGGCUGCCUUCCAGGUGGUUUUAGUGUCGGGUUCGCCUGAAUUUGUGGGUAUUGGUAGAGGGCUGGUGGCUUCUACUAGCUCUGCAGACUGAAGAACCUGUAUUAAUAAUAGUGCUCAGAGAUGGUGUGCUUCCACUGGCACAGAACAGACUGUUGGAGAGUGAUGCAAUUCAGGAGAUACUACAGGAUAUUGUGCCUCAAGUAGUUCAGGAAAUAGCUAUGUUUGAUCCGACUCCAGCAACAUUGAGAGUAGCGGAGGUUUCAUACUAUGUCCUGUUGAUGGUACUAUUUGAGGAUCCAGAAGUCAUUCUCUUAGUGACACAUCGAAGAGAUAUAUAUUGGAGCACUCAUCAAUUACUUCAAAUGUAGUAUGUUCAUAUAGAUUAUUCACAACCAAUGGAGAUGUUUCAAAGGCCAAGAUAAAGGCGACUACUUUGGCUGGCCUCACCACAACAUUAUUCACAGGACCCAGAGACAAGAACGAGUACGCCUACAAGGCCACGCUUGCUGCUAACAAUGAGCAAUCAAUCUCCUUCUCCACCUCGACUGAUGCCUAUCUAGUAGUCGAGCCUUCAAGCACUACUAAUAGUUUUAGUAUCACUAUUGAGAUUAAUGGAGGCGACAGCUCUGCAGUGGUAGUCUGGGUGGUGAGUAUUGUUGCUAUUUGUUGUUGCUGUGGAUGCUGUGGGCUUGGCAUAUUGCUGUGCAUUUGGAUGAUUAAGAAGAAGGGUAAGGAAGGUAAGGAAGGUAACCCUAAAACCUCUUUCGACAACCCCGAGGCCAGAGAAGGAGUCUACCAAGAAACCGCACGCAAAAUGAACUCUUCCAAAGAAGCCAACUCUUCCUCCCACCUGCCCAACGCAGACAACAUGUACGACAUGUCUAAAGAUCCUAACCACCAAGCCCCAGAUGCUGAAGAACAAAACUAAAAUUUGGAAGAUCAAAAUCAAGAAAUCU
Molecule: messenger RNA, 982 nt
Organism: Moneuplotes crassus
Lineage: Eukaryota; Ciliophora; Spirotrichea; Euplotida; Euplotidae
Source: the annotation of a GenBank genome assembly